Messenger RNA from Adineta ricciae, 246 nucleotides. The record is from the annotation of a GenBank genome assembly. Lineage: Eukaryota; Metazoa; Rotifera; Eurotatoria; Adinetida; Adinetidae.
AUGGUUGUAUUCACCGGCAUGCAAAGGCACGCUGGAACUACGGCCAAGGUACACUUUAUCUUAUCUAGUGAAGAUUGUGAAACGAAUCCUUACACUCUCGUCGAUGACAAGCGCAAGAUACUACAACGUGGUUCUAUUGAUUCGUUUAUAUUCAGUGUUCCAAAAUCAUUAGGAUUGUUGAAUUAUCUACGUAUUUGGCAUCAUAAUUCCGGCCUACAUUCGUCACCGUCAUGGUUUCUCAAGUAA